UGAAAGUAGUGGAAAGCCUGUGAAUCCAAGCACAUCAGCGGCUACAGCUAUGGCUGAGCGCCGCGCAUUCGCCCAAAAAAUCAGCAGAACUGUAGCAGCCGAGGUGAGAAAACAGAUCGCUGGUCAGUAUGGGGGCUCCCCACAGCUCCUCAAGAACCUCAACGUGGGUGCCGCCGCCAGCAACACCGUUCCUCUCACAGAGGCGGUGGAGCCGGUGGACUUUGAGGAGUACCUCAUCACCCAUCCCCCCAUCAUCGAGUCGGGCCCCCUGAGGGACCUUAUCGAUUUCCCCCCAGAUGACAUCGAAGUGGUAUACACCCCCAGAGAGUGUCGUACCGUGGGACAGGCCGUGCCUGAGGAAGGGGACAAUGAUGCCCACGUCAGAGAUUGUGUCAGGUCCUACACUGAGGACUGGGCCAUCGUCAACAGAAAAUACCAUAAGCUUGGUACAGGAUUUAACCCUAACACCCUGGACAGGCAGAAGGAGAGGCAGAAAGGCCUGCCCAAACAGGUGUUUGAGGCCGAUGAGAUGCCAGACGUUAGCACUUACCAGGACGACCAGGAUGAUCUGAAGCGUAGGUCCAUGUCCAUAGAUGACACCCCGCGUGGCAGUUGGGCCUGUAGUAUCUUUGACCUGAAGAACUCUGUCCCUGACGCCGUCCUGCCCCACCUGCUUGACCGGGCCCCCAACGAGGAGAUAGACCGCCACAACGAGGAGCACCGCAAGUCCCACCGCCACCGUGAGCUCUUCGCCCUGCACCCCGCCCUCGAUGAGGAAGAACCCAUAGAGCGCCACUGUGUGCCUGACGUCCCUAAGGAACAUUUUGGCCAGAGGCUACUCGUCAAGUGCUUGUCCUUGAAGUUUGAGAUUGAAAUUGAGCCCAUAUUCGCCUGUUUGGCCUUAUAUGAUGUCAAGGAAAAGAGAAAGAUAUCGGAAAACUUCUUCUUUGACCUGAACUCAGAGCAGACUAAAGGGAUGCUGCGCCCCCACAUCCAGACAGCAGCCAUCUCUACUCUCGCCCGCUCCGCCAUUUUCUCCAUUACAUACCCCUCACAGGAUGUCUUCCUCGUCAUACAGCUGGAGAAGGUGUUGCAGCAGGGAGACAUAGGAGAAUGUGCAGAACCGUACAUGGUCUUCAAAGAGUCUGAUGCAGCCAAAAACAAAGAAAAGUUGGACAAGUUGCGGAGCCAGUCGGAGCAGUUCUGCACACGUCUGGGUCGGUACCGGAUGCCCUUCGCCUGGACAGCCAUCCACCUGAUGAACAUCGUGAACAGCGCCGGCAGUCUGGAGAGAGACACUGAGCUGGAGAUGGGACUUCCAGAGAGGAAAGGGUCGUGGUCUGAGAGGAGGAACUCGAGUAUCGGCGGACGGCGCUCAUUAGAGAGAACCACCAGUGGAGAUGAAUCGUGUAGCCUGACCAGCUUCAGACCUGCAACCCUCACCGUCACCAAUUUCUUCAAACAGGAGGGAGACAGACUGAGUGAUGAGGACCUGUAUAAGUUCCUGGCUGACAUGAGGAGGCCGUCUUCAGUGCUGAGGAGACUGAGGCCUAUCACAGCCCAGCUGAAGAUCGACAUAUCCCCGGCCCCAGAGAACCCCCACUACUGCUUGACCCCUGACCUCCAGCAGGUCAAGCCCUACCCAGACAGCAGGGUUCGCCCCACCAGAGAGAUACUGGAGUUCCCCCCCAGGGAUGUCUACGUACCCAACACUACCUACAGGAACCUACUGUAUGUGAACCCACACAGCCUGAACUUCGCCAACCGUCAAGGCUCCGCCCGGAACAUCACAGUGAAAGUACAGUUUAUGAACGGGGAGGACCCCAACAACGCUAUGCAGGUGAUUUUUGGGAAGUCCAGCUGUGGAGACUACACCAGAGAGGCAUACACUGCCGUGGUGUAUCAUACCAGGUCCCCGGACUUCCAUGAUGAGGUGAAGAUCAAGCUGCCGGCCUCUCUGUCUGACCACCAUCAUGUCCUGUUCACCUUCUACCAUGUCAGCUGCCAGCAGAAACAGAACACCCCCCUGGAAACCCCUGUGGGAUACACGUGGAUCCCCAUGCUUCAGAAUGGACGCCUGCGUACAGGAAGCUUCUGUCUGCCGGUGUCUCUAGAGAAACCUCCCCAGUCCUACUCUGUUCUCUCCCCUGACGUUCCUCUACCAGGGAUGAAAUGGGUGGAUAACCACAGAGGGGUGUUCAACGUUGAAGUGACAUCCGUUUCCACCGUCCACACACAGGACCAGUACCUGGAUAAGUUCUUUGCGUUGGUGCAUGCCCUGGACGAGCACAUGUUCCCUGUGCGGAUUGGAGACGUGCGCAUCAUGGAGAAUAACCUGGAGGCGGAGCUAAAGUCCAGCAUCGCAGCACUAAACUCCUCCCAGCUGGAGCCCAUCGUCCGAUUCCUCCACCUCCUAUUGGACAAGCUGGUGGUGCUGGUGGUGCGGCCGCCUGUCAUCGCAGGACAGAUAGUGAAUCUGGGCCAGGCCUCGUUCGAGGUGAUGGCCUCCAUAGUGAAUCGGCUCCACAAGUACCUAGACACCAGUCAGGACAUGCACGGCAGAAACAGUCUGCUCUCCUCUUAUAUAUACUACGUCUUCAGACUGCCCAACAUGGACCCCAACUUCCCCUCACCAGGUCCUGGAGGGCUGGGUGGUUCAGUCCACUAUGCCACCAUGGCCAGGUCAGCCCAGCGACCAGCUAGCCUAAACCUCAACCGCUCCCGUAGCCUUAGCAACAGUAACCCGGACAUCUCCGGAACACCCACGUCCCCUGACGACGAGGUCCGCUCCAUCAUCGGCAGUAAGGGUCUAGACCGCUCCAACUCCUGGGUGCACACCAUGGGGUGUAAGAGCACCCCCUGGGGAUCCAGCCCUGUCUCUGAUACUGACACCAUGCAGGCCAUGGAGCGCUGUGGCAACCGCAUGUCUUCGCACACUGAGAGCACCAGUUUCUUGCAAACUUUAACAGGACGGUUACCCACCAAAAAGUUGUUCCAUGAGGAACUGGCACUACAGUGGGUGGUGAGCAGUGGCAGCGUCAGAGAGGGAGCUCUCCAACAGGCCUGGUUCUUCUUCGAGCUCAUGGUGAAGAGCAUCAUCCAUCACCUGUACUUCACCGACCGGCUGGAGUCGCCCAGGAAGAACCGUUUCCCCGAGCGCUUCAUGGAUGACAUCACAGCCCUGGUCAGCACCAUUGCUGGGGACAUUGUCUCACGCUUUCAGAAGGACCUGGAGCUGGUGGAGCGUCUUAACACUAGCCUGGCCUUCUUCCUGAAUGACCUGCUGUCUGUCAUGGACCGAGGCUUCGUCUUCUCACUCAUAAAGACCUACUGGAAACAGGUCUCCACUAAGCUGUACAUGCUGCAGAACCCCACUCUGGAGUCUCUGAGGCUGGACUUACUGAGGAUCGUCUGCAGCCACGAGCACUAUGUCACCCUUAACCUGCCCUGCAGCCUGCUCACGCCCCCCGCCUCGCCGUCUCCCAGCGUGUCCUCCGCAACCUCGCAGAGCUCAGGCUUCUCCACCCAUGCGCAGGACCAGAAGAUAGCCAACAUGUUCGAGCUGUCUGUUCCCUUCAGAGAGCAGCACUACCUGGCUGGACUGGUUCUGUCUGAGCUGGCUGUCAUCCUGGACCCAGAGGCCGAAGGGAUGUUUGGCUUACAUAAGAAGGUGGUCAGUGUGGUACAUAACCUGCUGUCCAGCCAUGACUCCGACCCCCGCUACGCUGACCCCGAGGUCAAGGCCCGCGUCGCCACGCUCUACCUGCCGCUCAUCGGCAUCGUCAUGGAAACACUUCCCCAGCUUCACGACUUCACAGAGUCCCAUAACCAAUGGGGUCGUCCCGGCGGUGCUCAGGGGGCCGCGGGUGGGGCCGGGGGGGACGAGUCUGGAGAGGACGGCAACAGCAUGAUCAGUCAGACCGUUGCCAUGGCAAUAGCAGGGACUUCCGCUCCGAUAUCUCGUCCCAGCAGCUUUCUGCUCAACCCACAGGCCAGUCGUCAGCAUGGCACCUUCUCAGCAGAGUCCAGCCGCAGCCUGUUGAUCUGUCUGUUGUGGGUUCUGAAGAAUGCUGAUGAGUGUGUCCUACAGAAGUGGUUCUCUGACCUGUCUGUCUCCCAGCUCAAUCGUCUGCUGGACAUGCUCUACCUAUGUGUCUCCUGCUUCGAGUACAAGGCCCAUGUUGUGUUCACCAUGCAGGGGAAGAAGGCCUUUGAGCGCAUGAACAGCCUAACCUUCAAGAAGUCCAAGGACAUGAAGGUCAAGCUGGAGGAGGCCAUACUGGGGAGUAUCGGGGCACGGCAGGAGAUGGUCCGUCGCAGCAGGGGACAGCUGGGUACACUAGAGAGGAGUCCAUCAGGCAGUGCCUUUGGCAGCCAGGAGAACCUACGCUGGAGGAAAGACAUGACACACUGGCGCCAGAACAGCGAGAGGAUGGACAAGAGCCACAGAUCACUCAGGUUUAGAGACAGCGUCCUACUACGCAACCCAGGGAGUCGAACCAAAACCCAAACCCAGGAGCCUUUAGUUGUUAGAACCAGAGCGGAGCUGGAGCACGAAGCACUUAUUGAUGGUAACCUGGCAACCGAGGCAAACCUGAUCAUUCUGGACACUCUGGAGAUCAUCGUUCAGACGGUGUCUGUGACAGAGUCUAAGGAGAGUAUCCUGGGUGGAGUGUUGAAGGUGCUCCUCCACAGCAUGGCCUGUAACCAGAGUGCCCUCUACCUGCAGCACUGCUUUGCUACACAGAGGGCUCUCGUCUCAAAGUUCCCCGAACUGCUGUUUGAGGAGGAAACAGAGCAGUGUGCUGACCUGUGUCUGCGUCUGCUGAGGAACUGUAGCAGCAGUAUCGGCACCAUCCGAGCCCACGCCUCCGCUUCACUCUACCUGCUCAUGAGGCAGAACUUUGAGAUCGGCAACAAUUUUGCACGUGUGAAGAUGCAGGUGACCAUGUCCCUGUCCUCCCUGGUGGGAACGUCUCAGAACUUCAACGAGGAAUUCCUCCGACGUUCCCUGAAGACCAUCCUGACCUACGGAGAGGAAGAUCUGGAACUCCGGGAAACCACCUUCCCUGAUCAGGUUCAGGACCUGGUGUUCAACCUCCACAUGAUCCUGUCUGAUACAGUCAAGAUGAAGGAGCACCAGGAGGACCCAGAGAUGCUCAUAGACCUCAUGUACAGGAUCGCUAAGGGUUACCAGACGUCUCCAGACCUGCGUCUGACGUGGCUGCAGAACAUGGCGGGUAAACACUCUGAGAGGACCAAUCACGCGGAGGCAGCCCAGUGUCUGGUGCACAGCGCCGCCCUGGUGGCAGAAUACCUCAGCAUGCUGGAGGACCGCAAGUACCUGCCGGUCGGCUGUGUCACCUUCCAGAACAUCUCUUCCAAUGUGCUUGAGGAGUCAGCAGUGUCUGAUGACGUGGUGUCUCCUGAUGAAGAGGGUAUCUGCUCUGGGAAAUACUUCACUGAGGCUGGCCUGGUGGGGCUGCUGGACCAGGCUGCUUCCUCCUUCUCCAUGGCUGGUAUGUACGAGGCAGUGAACGAGGUGUACAAGGUACUGAUCCCCAUUCACGAGGCCAGCCGGGACGCCAAGAAGCUGGCCACCAUACAUGGUAAACUACAGGAAGCCUUUGGCAAAAUCGUACACCAGAGCACUGGCUGGGAGGAUGGGAAGAGAAUGUUUGGUACGUACUUCAGAGUGGGACUGUACGGUUCUAAAUUCGGGGACUUGGACGAGCAGGAGUUUGUAUACAAAGAGCCUGCCAUCACCAAGCUGGCUGAGAUCUCACACCGACUCGAGGGGUUUUAUGGCGAGCGCUAUGGAGAAGACCAGGUGGAAGUCAUUAAGGACUCCAAUCCUGUGGACAAGUGCAAACAGGACCCAAAUAAGGCUUAUGUCCAGAUCACGUACGUGGAGCCGUACUUUGACACAUACGAGAUGAAAGACCGCAUCACGUACUUCGACAAGAACUACAACCUGCGGCGGUUUGUCUACUGCACACCGUUCACACUGGACGGGCGGGCGCACGGGGAUCUGCACGAUCAGUUCAAACGCAAAACCAUCCUGACCACAUCCCACGCCUUUCCCUACAUCAAGACCCGCAUCAACAUCAUCCACAAAGAGGAGAUCAUCUCUAUGCCCAUCGAGGUGGCCAUAGAGGAUAUGCAGAAGAAGACCGGAGAGCUGGCCUUCGCUACCCACCAGGACCCAUCGGAUGCCAAGAUGCUGCAGAUGGUGCUGCAGGGGUCAGUGGGGACUACCGUCAACCAGGGACCUCUGGAGGUGGCCCAGGUGUUCCUGUCAGAGAUCCCCAGUGAUCCUAAACUCUACAGACACCACAACAAACUACGCCUCUGCUUCAAAGACUUCACCAAGAGGUGUGAAGAUGCCCUGCGUAAAAAUAAGAGUCUGAUUGGUCCAGACCAGAAGGAGUACCAGAGGGAGUUGGAGAGGAACUACCAUCGCCUGAAGGAGGCGCUACAACCACUCAUCUGCAGAAAGAUACCCCAGCUUUAUAAACCCGUGCUGCAGGUCAACUCUCACAGAGAUUCCUUCAGCAGAAUGAGUCUUCGCAAGCUUGAACUUUGAAGAUGAAGAGAAUUGAAGGAUCACAACCUUAAUUUAUUAAUGUGUAAAUACUGAUGAUCAGUGUCUUGAAAAGUCAGUGUUCCCCAUAGAAGGAGAGCUAAAGUGUUACUACGAAGUCGGUACAUCAUUCCAGUGUCUUAUUCCUUUACAGGCAGCCUGUUACGCAAUCAGUGGGUUUAACAAAGUGGAACUUACUAUUUACGAUGUGUCAAAUCUGUAUACAUAUUUCAUGUGUGCACCUUUUUUUCAUUACAUUUUAUGACUUGAAAGUUUAUUAUUUAAUCCAAAAUGAGAAAAAAACAAGCAAAAUAUGUGCUACCACUCUUUAUCAUAAUGCUUUAUUUUUAGUUAAGAUACUUUUGUUUAAAGUUAAGGAAAUGUUUUAAACAUCAUGAAUCGUUUUAUGUAGUUUUUGUUUACUUUAAGUAUUUUACUAAAUCAAUAUUUUAAUGUCCAAUGGAUGCAUUGGUAUUUUCUUUGAGAUGGGAGGUUAAUGGAAUAUGGGUUUCCCAGUCAGGGUAUGAUUUCCAUGGUUACCUAUAAACAAAUUGACUUAAUUCAAGCAUGUCCCCUGAAACUCAAAAUAAGAUCAGAGGGGCGGCAUUAGAGGGAAAACUGGGCCAAAGAUUAUGGAUAUACUGACAAGAUGCAUGUCUCUCUCUCCACACAAUGGGAGUCUUUGUCCACAAAGUGGAAUGGUCUGUCUAGCUCCCGCCUAUCCUUUCUUUGGAUUAGUGGAUACAUCUCAUUAUUGUAAUCCGUUUAAAAAUAUAUAUAUAUAUUCGAUGAGGGUUGUUGACGUCAACCGCCUGUGUUCAAUGGAGAGAGAUGCUAUGCUACUAGCCUCAUGUAAUGAAUAUGCAUAGCCAUCUCGAGACCUCUCCGGUAGCAGUGUGUGGGUAAAAUCACUGGGGAAUCCAAGCCAUAUUACAGCCAUAUGUGUUGUGAUAAUUGCGUUGUUUGUUCUGUAACCUGUUAGUUGACAUGCCUUGCGACCGUGAUAUAUAGGCCUAAGGCCGAGUCAAUAAGAAGACACAGUGGCAGAAUAAAUUCAACUACACCUUUUUCAUCAUAAAACCAGAGAGAAAUCUCUGUCUGGUGAAGUCCACAAGGCAUAUCGCAUUUAACAAACCGUUACAUGACCUACAGCAUGCAAGCAAAUUAGGGUUUCCGACGACUAAACAACUAUUGAUUUAAAACCCCUGAGAGUUACCGCCAGUCGCAAACAGGAGCUGCCUCCACUCUUCCAACAUCAAAUCACCUACGCUUUAGUCUAAUACUGUGACAACUAAAAGAUACCAAUAACAAUUUAGUCCUGUCAACGUAAGGUAAAUAUGAUGUGGCUGUCCAUGGUUCUGAUUUGUGUGUGUUCAAAUAGAAAAAACAUUUUGACUCACCGUACUUGUAGAAAAACGCCAAUGCCAUCCUCUCUUUCAUGUAGACGAAACAGUCUAUGACUGUCGUACAGUACACAAUUGUAUUUUUUGUUGUUCUAAGCUACCGGGCUAAAAUGCUUGCUCGCUAGCCUCAUUUCAUUUCAUGGGCAAUGAGGAUGACAACAACGAGAUGCAACAAUUCAAGUUUCUGUCAAUGACUUAUUGCGCUCGAUGUGAAGUAAAGUCAAGCUCAACAAAACAACAACAAAAAGUGUCAAGUCAAGCCAGUUUGGGGCUUGACUUGACACUUUUUUUGUUUUGUUUUUUGUUUUGGUGAGCCAGGACCAUUCACAGUUGAGCUAGCAGAUUGGCUAUUAUUGAACCUUUUUGUUUUAUCAAGGCAGGCCAAAUGCAUGCUGGCUUUUCUUGAAUUCAAUGCUUUGGGGUGGCAACAUUGUCAUACUCUUUUUGACCAGACAGAAUUAGAUAGAUGGCCUACAGAGGAAGAGGGCCGUUGUUUCGCUCACUCGGAUGCUUUCUCUGGUAAGAUACAUUCAGCCUUGUGUGAAUUUAAAGAAAAUUAUGAAACAGAGACGAAAGAUACAUUUAUUUUAGAGUGCAUUCGGUAAGUAUUCAGACCCCUUGACUUUUUCACCAUUUUGUUGCGUUACAACUUUUUCUAAAAUGGAUUGUUAGUUUUUUUCAUUCCCAUAAAUCUACACACAAUACCCCAUAAUGACAAAGCAAAAACCGGUUUGCAAAUGUAUUCAAAAUAAAAAACAAUCACAUUUACAUAAGUAUUCAGACCCUUUACUCAGUACUUUAUUGAAGCACCUUUGGCAGCGAUUACAGCCUCUAAUCUUUGGUAUGAGGCAACAAGCUUGGCACACCUGUAUUUGGGGAGUUUCUCCCAUUCUUCUCUGCAGAUCCUCUCAAGCUCUAAGGUUGGAUGAAGAGCGUCGCUCCACAGCUAUUCUCAGGUCUCUCCUGAGAUGUUCAAGGCCGCUCUCUGGCUGGCCACUCAAGGACAUUCAGAGACUUGUCCCGAAGCCACUCCUGUGUUGUCUUGGCUGUGUGCUUAGGGUUGUUAUCCUGUUGGAAGGUGAACCUUCCCCACAGUCUGAAAUCCUGAGCGCUCUGGAGCAGGUUUUCAUCAAGACUCUCUCUGUACUUUGCGCUGUUCAUCUUUCCCUCGAUCCUGACUAGUCUCCCAGUUCCUGCUGCCAAAAAACAUCCCCACAGCAUUUUGCCACCACCAUGCUUCACCGUAGGGAUGGUAUUGGCCAGGUGAUGAGCGGUGCCUAGUUUCUUCCAGAUGUGGCACUUGGCAUUCAGCCCAAAGAGUUAAAUCUUGGUUUCAUAAGACCAGAGAAUAUUUUUUUUCUCAUGGUCUGAGAGACCUCUAGGUGCCUUUUGGCAAACUACGCUGGCUGUCAUAUGCCUUUUACUUAGGAGUGGCUUCCGUCUGGCCACUCUAUCAUAAAGGCCUCAUUGGUGGAGGGUUGCAGAGAUGGUUGUCCUUCUGGAAGGUUCUCCCAUCUCCACAGAGGAACUCUGGAGCUCUUCCAUUUGGGUUCUUGUUCACCUCCCUGACCAAGGCCCUUCGUAGCUGGCCGCACGUCCAAACUAAGCAAACGGGGACGAGUCUUUUGGUAGUUCCAAACAUUUUUAAUUUCAGAAUGGAGGCCACUGUGUUCUUAGGGACCUUGAAUGUUGCAGACAUGUUUUUGUACCCUUCCCCAGAUCUGUAUCUCGACACAAUCCUGUCUCGGAGCUCUACGGACAAUUCCUUCAAUCUCAUGGCUUGGUUUUUGCUCUGACAUGUACUGUCAACUGUGGGACCUUAUAUAGACAGGUAUGUGCCUUUCCAAAUCAUGUCCAAUUAAUGGAAUUUACCACAGGUGGACUCCAAUUAAUUUGUAGAAACAUCUCAAGGAUGAUCAAUGGAAACAGGAUAUACUAGACCUCAAUUUUGUGUCUCAUAGCAAAGGAUCUGAGUACUUCUAUAAGAAAAGGUAUUUCAGUUUUUUUUUAUUUUCAAUACAUUUGCAAAUAUUUCAAACUCUGUUUUCGCUGUGUCAUUACGGGUAUUGUUUAUAGAUUGAUUCAAUAAUCCCCUCCCUCCCCCUCUCAAUUUUAGAAUAAGGCUGUAAAGUAACAAUGUGGAAAGGGGCAAGGGGUCUGGAUACUUUCCAAAUUCCCUGUAUGUUUUGGUACAUUUUGGGGGUUGGAAUCUUGGCUUCCCUUGGCAUCAACAAGCCACUGUCUGAACUAGUUUAUUCUCAAAGUUGCCAGGAUGUCACGUGUCCUACUUACGUUUGUAACAACUUAAGCAAUUUAAGCAUUUGUGAAACUUAUAUUUGAUCAAAUAAACCUCAUGUAGCAAAUAAGCCAUAAAAAUGUUGUCCAAAUUCGACCACACUCAUUGACCUACGUACAAAGGCUCCUUGCUCGGCGGGUAAAACAACGAAAAUACGCCUCGUGCUGAAGGGAGACAGAUUUUUUGCCGAGUGAGACCUCUUCCUCUUUCACUGGGCCCAAAAUAAGUCUGGUUGUCCCUAGUUACCACAGCCACAAAGUCAUAAACCCUGCCUAUUUCUACAAUUUUAUCUUUUUAAAUUUGAUUUUAAACCUAACCUCAACCACACUGCUAACCUUAUACCUAACCUUAAUUUAGGACCAAAAAGCUCAUUUUAGUUUUUUGGGUGACUUUGGGGAAACCGUUGUGCCUGUUCACACACACGUAUCUGCCCUCUCAUUGGCUAGAAUGGCCCCACCUGAUCUUUCCUCCUCCCGACUUUUUAUUGUUUGAGCGGCCUCUACAGUAUCUGGUCAAUGUAAUGGAUAAUCUGUGAAAAGAUGCAAUGCAACCAAUUUUUUUUUUUUUUUUUUUUUUUUUAAAUAAAUGUUUAACCUUUUUCUCCCAAGAGACCACAGCCCGUCGUUUCAAAAUGGAACAAAUUAGUCAUACUGGGCAGAACAAGCAAGGAGGUGGGCAGAGCCAAGCAUGAGCUAGCGAGAUCUAAUUGGUGCAUUCUAACAAUUUGUAUAUUUCAGUUAAGAAACGCCUACUCUGAAGUGUGCGUGUACAAUAACUUAAUUUGCCUUUGCACUCCUCAACCAUGCAAUUUUUAAAAACUUUGGCAAAGUGUAAAGUCUACAAAACUUUAACAGAUUCUAAUUUUGGGAACAGAACUGUAUUGAGAUCAAAAGUUUAAUUGGUGAGAACAUUUGCGAAAUGUCAGCCAAAAUUCAAUCAGUUGCGAUUUUUGCAUGUCAAUCUUGGGGCAAAAAAAAGGGAUGCAUACCAGCAAAGCCACUACACAUCACUAAACAAUACAUUAAUUGUACUAUAACGGUGACAAAUGGUGCCCACAAACUGUUAGGACCUACAUUAAGCUGUCCCAACAUCUUACCACUGCUACACCUGGCUAUCAGCGGAGCCUUGUCUGGCAGCAAAACAGUUCAUUCAGCCUCAUUUACUGCCUUUGGAGAAAAAAAAUGCUGGUAUGGCUGACUUGCUUAAAUAAAUGUGGUUUCUAAUGACAAUUGAUAUGUGGCAUAAGGGGACGACAAGCGGAUAAGAGGCAAUCCACAAUUUCGAUUAAGACAUUAAUGAGCAAGCUCGGACGGACAUAGUCAAUAUAAAUAACUUUGUUUAUCAUUUUUUAAAUGUACCACGGCAGAAUUCAGAACAUGGGCUGUUCUUCGUGUUCUCCCUGUACACCAGGUCAGAACUGUAUGAUAAAUAAGGGGGGCUUAUAAGCAGAUAAUGAUAGAUCUUACAAUAUUCAAUGAUUACCUUUCUCUAAAACAGGUUAUAGGCUGCAUGUGCACCACCAGGUCAGAACAGUAGGUGAAAUUAAGAGGGGUAAAUAGACCAAAUUAUUAGGGUGAAUCACAUGGGCUACGAACAGCUUUCUACACAACAUAGUAAUACUUUCUUAGCUACAGUAUGCAUACUGCAUAAUUUAUGCAGCAGCAUACAAUACGUUUUUGGACGCACCUUGUUGUGCUGUGCUCAUGUAACAGUAUAACUUUAGACCGUCCCCUCGCCCAUACCCGGGCGCAAACCAGGGACCCUCUGCACACAUCAACAACAGUCACCCACGAAGCAUCGUUACCCAUCGCUCCACAAAAGCCGUGGAACUACUACUUCAAGGUCUCAGAGCAAGUGACGUCACCAAUUGAAACGCUAUUUAGCGCGAACCACCGCUAACUAAGCUAGUGUUUCACAUCCGUUACACUCACUUGUGCUGUGCUCUCUGGAUUUAUGGCGCUUUCAAAACAACUGGGAACUGGGGGGGGGGGGACGACAAGAUUGAAUCAUGAUGAUGUCAUUGAUCUUCAGGUCGUAGCUCUAGAAAGAGGCAGGAUUUACAAUUCCAAGUUGGAUGACCGUUCCCAGUCGGAGCUCGUUUAUUCCCAACGUACCAGUUGUCUGAAGUCAAGUUUUUGUCGUUCUGAGUUGUUGUUUUGAGCGUGGCACAUAUCAUGCUUCAUUGACUGCAUGGCCAACGUUCAAUGUUUAUAAUUUUAAACUUGGAAAAGAGACCCUUACGCCCAGAUUUGGGACCACACAGCCACUCCACUGAAUAGUAGCCCAGUGAUUGCAUGGCAAUGCUUGCAGUUAGCCACUGUCACUGACUCCUUCCAAACCACUCAUUGUUGAGUCUGGGAUUUCCAACUUGUUGUGUGACGUUUAUAUCCAAUGGCCGAUGAGCACUGAUACGUUUUCAUUUCUCUUCAUAUGACAAGGGUUAAAAGGGAUUUGGAUGGGCACUUCUAAUGUACUCUAUGGCAGCACCCAAGGGGCUAGACUUUUCUAGCUCUACCCUUCGACUUGACGGUGACGUACUGUCCCCGUGAGUGACAGAACACUGAGCCAAGCACGGCGCAACACUUGUCCUACUACCACAGAAGGCACUGAGCUCGGCUGAAACACCUGCAUUUUGGAGCGGCCUUACUCAAGAAAACAAGAGACCCCGUUUUUAUGCGGCUUUAUUAACACAAUUCUAUAUAUUUUUACAUUGUUUGCAAACUGAUAUGUGACUCGUAUUAAUGCCAAAAGAAUAUGCAAAAGAGGCUAACUUGUGUGUGUGUGUGUGUGUGUGUGUGUAUAUAUAUUUUUUAAAUAAUUUGUGGGGCUCGAAUAACGGGUCGCCACUGCGUUUUAUGUUCUCACAUUGUGUUUCUUAAAACGCCAAGCGGAUGCUGCCCUCAUCUGUGAUGCAACAUCUCCAAUGUGCUGGCUACGUAGUGGAUCUCAAACGUGUCAUUCAAUCAUUGGUUAAUUUGGGCAGCGUGCAGAAAAUGAAUACUUAAAGGUUCUACAGUUGUAGGUGUAGUAAUCUUGAUAAUCAUUUGGGAAGAACAAUCACAGUUGGAGGGAGGACUAAACCAUUUAACAGGGUAAGUAUUAUUAAAACCGCAUUUGAAGACUAUGCAUAGAACAUAUUAUGGGAAGAUGAAGGCCGUGUUGGACGAAUAUAUCACCUCGUAAAUUUCGUUAUGUCGAACUUUCAUACUUGACAGAUAAUCAAUGAUUUGCUCAAGUGUAUGGCAAUGUUGCCUCAUGAGGAUGGGGGCCGGACAGGGUCUGAGCCACAUUCCGUUGCCAAACCUUUGUUGCAGAUAAAAACGUUGCAGAUAAAAAAAGGCCAUUAAUAGAUGAGUCCUUGUUUAACAUGUUUGUUCUACAUAACUGUGAACGUUCCAAAACGUGUCCUGUUGAACGUGCCACUGUUCUACAUUUACUUGGACCGGGGGUGGAAAAAGUACCCAAUUGUAAUACUUGAGUGAAAGUAAAGAUAACAUAAUAGAAUAUUACUGAAGUGAAAGUCACCCAGUAAAGUACUACUUGAGUAAAAGUCGUAUGUAUUUGGUUUUAGAUAUACUUAAGUAUCAAAAGUGAAUGUAAUUGCUAAAACUGUAUACCGCUGACCUGGACGCUGUGUCCACCUGAACAUGCCCAGGCAGAGCUAAAUUGAUUUGCUGGAGGAACAAAGAUUCGAGCAACACCCAAGGUGAGGGAGGGUUGAAUGCUCUGGAUUUUAAAACCUCUAAUAUAUUUAAGAUUAAAUUGAUACAAAACUAUUUAAGAAAUAAGGAUUGCAUCUGGAAUGUCAUCCCUAAUUUAAUAUUCCAACAAAUUGGUGGUCUAGAAUUCUUACUCAAAUGCAACUUUGAUAUGGGUAAAAUCCCUAUUAAGCUUGCAAACUUUCAUAAACAAGUACUUCUAACUUGGAACCUCAUGUACAAACACAAUGUUUCCCCUCAUAGGUAUACAAUCUGGAAUAAUAAAGACAUAAAUUACAAACACAAGUCUUUGUUUUUCCAGAACUGGUUUGACAACAACAUGAUUUGGGUAAAACAAUUAUUGAAUAAUGAUGGACAACUAUAUGAUUAUCCAGAAUUUAUUACAACACACAAUGUUACAUUCACUCCCGAGGAGUAUCAAAUUGUUGUUCGAGCUGUCCCUAAAGGUGCUACUUUCAGGAGAAUGUAACAGUACUCCAAGGGCAACUGUUGAGGAUUUUGUAGCCUCAAAACAAUUAGAAGGAAUUGACAUUUUAAACUAUAAAUGUAAUAACAUGUAUACAAGGAAACUAUGUCAAUAUGUUACUAUUCCCUCUGCUAAAAUGUACUGGAAUGCAGCUCUAAGACAAGUGAACUGGAACAAAGUUUAGUUAUCUGGUAAAUAUUGUAUAUCUAAUAAGGUGAAAGAAGUAUCAUACAAACUCAUUCAUAGAAUCCACUCUGUAAAGACCUUUAUUAUACACAGAUUUAAAAUAGCUAUUGAUAACAAAUGUGUAUUUUGUGAUUGUGACCCAGAGACUCUUGACCAUUUUACUUUGGGACUGCUCUUAUGUCAGAAGAUUUUGGAGUGAGUUAAAAAAAAUAUUUUAAAAGAAGCAACUAUUAAUGUUACUUUGAAAGACUGAUAUUGAUUUAUUUUGAAACACUUGAUAUGGACCCUGAUUUCACUUUCAUUGUUAAUUUGUUUAUCUUUCAUGGAAGAUUCUUUGUCCAUAAAAGGAAGUGGGCGGAGAACAAACCCCUCUUCACAUUAUUUAAGAUCGAAUUGGAAUAUUAUUUUGAAAUGAUCAGUAAAUGUAAAUACAAAAAAGCAAUAAGUACCAUAAAAGUAUUUAACAAACCGAAAAUGAUUCUUGAUAUGUAAUACCCCUGUCUGUUAGGUUUAUGUACUCUUGUUUGUAUAUUUCUGUAUCUGUUGUUCAUUUAAAAAAUAAAAAAAAUAGCGGGAUUUUUUUUUUCAAUGACCGGAAGGCAUACAUUUGCAAAACUCCCCCAAAAAAUGUACAAUGUUUUUGCUUUGUCUUCACAGGGUUUGUGUGUAGGUUUAUGAGGGGGGGAAACUAUUUCAUCCAUUUUAGAAUAAGGCUGUAACCAGGGUUGGGGAGUAACGAAUUAACAUGUAAUCCGUUACAUGUAAGGGAUUACAAAACGGUAACUAAUCCGUUACAUUAUCAGUAAAAAUAUUGUAAUCAGAUGACUGAUACUUUUGAAAAACAAUCUACAUGGUUACUUUGAGGAUUACUUUUACAUUCAGAAACGAUGUUUGCGAAUAAAAAUAUUUGACAAUU
This is a messenger RNA of Oncorhynchus masou masou (cherry salmon), 15569 nucleotides long. It is a transcript of the gene dock7, whose product is annotated as dedicator of cytokinesis 7. Lineage: Eukaryota; Metazoa; Chordata; Actinopteri; Salmoniformes; Salmonidae. Gene Ontology annotation, biological process: axonogenesis; positive regulation of GTPase activity; small GTPase-mediated signal transduction. The coding region runs from base 50 to 6586 and encodes 2178 amino acids. Gene Ontology annotation, molecular function: guanyl-nucleotide exchange factor activity. The record is from RefSeq and is a predicted model, not a curated record. The transcript is spliced from 50 exons.